Messenger RNA from Morus notabilis, 1073 nucleotides. Its product is annotated as cytokinin riboside 5'-monophosphate phosphoribohydrolase LOG1. Gene Ontology annotation, biological process: cytokinin biosynthetic process. NCBI's taxonomy places the organism in Eukaryota, Viridiplantae, Streptophyta, Magnoliopsida, Rosales, Moraceae. The transcript is spliced from 7 exons. The record is from RefSeq and is a predicted model, not a curated record. Gene Ontology annotation, molecular function: hydrolase activity, hydrolyzing N-glycosyl compounds. The coding region runs from base 119 to 775 and encodes 218 amino acids. Gene Ontology annotation, cellular component: nucleus; cytosol.
CAUUCUCAUUUUGUCAAAAAGUGUGGGACACUAAAGCCCGGGGAUAUUUGCACACUUCUCUUCUGCUUCGCCACCCAAAAAAAAAAAAAAAAAAGCAAAACAAAACAAAAACAGAGAGAUGGAGAUUGAGAAUGAAUUUAAGCUAUCAAAAUUCAAGAGAAUUUGUGUGUUUUGUGGAAGCAGUCCCGGGAAGAAGACCAGUUAUAAAGAGGCUGCUAUUGAGCUUGGCAAGGAAUUGGUUGCAAGAAACAUUGAUCUGGUUUAUGGAGGAGGGAGUGUGGGUUUGAUGGGUUUGAUUUCACAAGCUGUUUAUGAUGGUGGUCGCCAUGUCAUUGGAGUUAUUCCCAAGACACUCAUGCCUAGAGAGAUAACUGGAGAAACAGUGGGGGAGGUGAAGGCAGUAGCAGACAUGCACCAAAGGAAGGCAGAGAUGGCUAGGCACUCUGACGCUUUUAUUGCCUUACCCGGUGGUUAUGGGACUCUUGAGGAGCUUCUUGAAGUGAUAACUUGGGCACAACUUGGCAUCCAUGACAAACCGGUGGGUUUGUUGAAUGUGGAUGGAUACUACAACUCCUUGUUGUCGUUUAUUGACAAAGCAGUGGAGGAAGGCUUCAUUUGCCCAAGCGCGCGCCAUAUCAUUGUCUCUUCUCCUUCUGCCAAGGAGCUAGUCAAGAAGUUGGAGGAGUAUUUUCCGCGCCAUGAAAGAGUUGCUUCAAAGCAAAGCUGGGAGAUUGAGCAAUUAGGAUACUCCCCAAAGUUGGACAUCUCAAGGUGAACAGAUCAUUCACAUUUUGGGCAGGAAACAAAGAGAAAAUAGCCCAUUGGUGUGAUGGUGAAAUGGACUAAUUUUAGGUGACUAAAACAUUGUUGAAGUGGAAUUUGCUUUCUUUUUUGUUCCUUUGUUGCCCACUUCUGUUAGUGUAAACUUAAAAAGGUUGACUCUUUAAAAAGUUGGUAGAUUUGAUUCCCUCCCCUUUUUUUUUUUUUUUUAAUGCAUAGUUGGUUCUCUAGUGCUUACUUUGGUUGCCCAGAAGUCAACAAUAAAGAAAAACAUAACCAAAAAAAAUAUAUAU